CGCCCGACCCCAGCACAGACACGCACAUCACAGAGCGCACACCAAACCCUAAUCGCUCCACCUCUAUCUUCGCCAUUUCUUUCUCUCGUCUCCUAGUUUUAACUGCAAUGCCUUUCAUGGGCCCAUCCCAAGUUCCCGUUUUGCUUCCUUCCAGAUCCAUUUACUGCUUUCUGAGGUUUGCUUAACACAAUAUCUGUACACUUCAUUAACUUAUUGGAGAUUGUGUUUAUUCACUUUGUGGUUGUAGUUGCGGAUAGAAUUGAUUUUAUUUCAAUGUGCUGAUUGUCCGAUUAUGGAACUGUAGAUCUGAAUCUGUGUAUUAGUGUUGUGUUAAUUUUCCCUUUUGAAGAUGAUUUAAGAUUGAUCUUCACUUUUUUGGAGAUGAAUCACUGGGAAUUGGUAUUUGCUUCCAUCCAAAGUGUAGUUUUUUAGCUUUUCAAGCUUAUGGGUAUUCUUGAUCAGUGAUUAUCAGUUCCUGUCUUGUAAUAAAGUUCAGAUUUUUUUUUUUUAUGUAAAUGUGGGAGUGGUAAGAAUUUUCAGGGGAUCUGCUAUUUCCAGAUUCUCUUUUUCUUUUUUUCCCUUUUUUUUUUUGGAGGGGGGGUGGGGUGGUGGUGUUUCUUGGUCCUUGACAGUUGGAAAUUUAAGGUGGCAAGAAAGAUGUCAUUCCGUAGCAUACUUCAGGACAUGAGGGGUGAGUUUGGGAGCAUGUCUAGGAAGGGGUUCGAUAUUAAAUUUGGUUACGGGAUGCGAUCGAGGUCCCACAGGGUGGUUCAGGAUAGCUCUUUCAUGCCUGUUGAUGCAUUUAAGCAGAGCUGUUGGGCUAACAUGCCGCCUGAGCUUUUGAGGGAUGUGCUAAUAAGAAUUGAGGCAUCUGAGACUACCUGGCCAUCCCUGAAGAAUGUGGUUGCUUGUGCUGGUGUCUGUAGAAAUUGGAGAGAGAUCAUGAAAGAAAUUGUGAAAACUCUGGAAGAUUCAGGCAAAUUGACAUUCCCAAUCUCCUUGAAACAGCCUGGUCCGAGGGACUCUCUUCUUCAGUGCUACAUCAAACGGAAUCGUAGCAACCAAACUUAUUAUCUUUACCUUGGCUUAAAUCAAGCGUCAAAUGAUGAUGGUAAGUUUCUUCUUGCUGCACGAAGGUGCAGAAGGCCUACUUGCACAGAUUACAUUAUAUCUUUAAACUUUGGUGAUGUGUCCAGAGGAAGCAGCACUUACAUUGGAAAGUUGAGAUCCAAUUUUCUGGGAACCAAGUUCACAAUCUAUGAUGCACAGCCUCCAAAUUCUGGAGCCAAAGUUGCUAAAUGUCGCUCCACCAGGAUAGUUAACAUGAAACAGGUCUCCCCCAGGGUCCCUGCAGGGAACUGUCCUGUGGCCCAUGUCUCGUAUGAGCUGAAUGUCUUAGGUUCAAGAGGUCCAAGGAGAAUGCAAUGCGUUAUGGAUGCCAUCCCUGUCUCUUCUAUUGAACCUGGUGGAGUGGCCCCUACGCAGACUGAAUUUCUGCAUACCAAGUUGGAUUCCUUUCCAUCACUUCCCUUUUUCAGAUCAAAAUCCACCCGAACAGAGAAUUUCCAAUCUGGUCCUUUGGCUGGCUACAAGGAUGAAAUGCUAGUGUUAAGGAACAAGGCACCCAGGUGGCAUGAACAACUCCAGUGUUGGUGUCUGAACUUCAAUGGACGGGUGACUGUUGCUUCAGUUAAGAACUUUCAGCUGGUUGCUUCUGCAGAGAAUGGAGUUGGCAGGCAAGAGCAUGAGAACGUAGUACUUCAGUUUGGAAAAGUGGGAAAGGAUGUGUUCACUAUGGAUUAUCAAUAUCCUAUCUCUGCUUUCCAGGCAUUUGCUAUAUGCCUUAGCAGCUUUGACACCAAGAUCGCUUGUGAAUGACAGACAAGCAGGAGCAUUUGUUGGCUUGUAGCUGUAUGGCAUGGGAGCAUUCUGCAACAAAGUUUCUGACUAGUUCAAUCUGUUUCCUUCUAAUUGCCCUGUGAAGAGUUAGGAUUUUUAUUUUUUGAAUUAUUUCUGUACAUAUUAACUGUUUGCAUUAUGAGCCAAAUGUGCUCCAAUCUGUAGUUUGUGCUGUGGCUGACAAACAUCAUCACUUGGUUCAUUGUGUUGGAUACUUGACACCUUAACAGGGAGUUGUUUGAGAGUUCACGCGUAGUUUUCCUAGUCGAAGGCUACUGUUGCUUCAGAUGUUGUAUUCCUACUUAUUGUGUAGCUUAAGAAAUGCUUCCCUUGUUGAACAACUAGAAACUUAGGAUUUGCUAAUUUUGUGUGCUUGCCAAAAUUAUGUGUACAUGUCUGUAUUACCGCUGGCACUGCAGAAAUCAUGGUAGAAUUAUAGCGCAAAACAACUAUAGAUAUGAUGCAGAUUCAUUUAUUCUCACAUUGACAUUGUGCUUUGGCACUGGAUGCCCCAAAAUCUUUGCCUUAUGUUGGGGGUGGGAUGUGGGAUCAGACUAGGCAAGUAAAUCUAUUGCCCCCCAAAGGAAUAUGCUGUGAAAAUUUUUUAUGCAUGCGGAAGCAAGGGGCUGAUUUUACUGAGAAAUAGUACAUCCGAAUGACCAUGUGAACUUGGCAUGUUGAAAUGGAUGUGUUUUCUCCUUCAAAUCUGAGAAAUGAGGAGGACUUGUCCAUGUCAAAUAAAAUAAAUGAAAGGAACGAAAACGUGCUUAUCCCAUCAAAUUAGAAAUAUAUGUUCUGUAAACCACCUGUAAAAUUGAUUCAGUUGCUGAUUGGUAUAAAAUAUUAAUAUCAAUAAACAAGAUGUUCAUACAUUCAAAGCCCUGUCUGAAGUGGAGCAGAGACCUUCAAAGUAGGGAUGAUAAUGUGUUGGAUAAAAACACUAAUUAAAUUCAAAUUCAGAUAGAGUGAUAUUCAAGAUAUUCUAUAAAUUGCUAUCCCUACUCCAAAUCAGUGUGGUCAUAAGCAUCCUAAAUAAUUGACCAUGAUUUAAAGCUAUAGGGUAAACAACAAUUUAAGAAAUUAUAAGAGAAGAACAGAAAUGAAAGAGCUUCUGAGCAAGUUUACAGAGAAGGAAACCGUUAUUCCAUGACUGAAUGGAUCAGCAGAGGAUCAGAAUAGUGGGGGUGGGGGUCCACCAGGACCAGGUGGACCAUAUGGACCGCGAGGUCCACCAAAGCAAUCCUGUAUCAACCAACAACAGCACAAGCAGUAGAAC
Messenger RNA from Hevea brasiliensis (rubber tree), 3175 nucleotides. Its product is annotated as tubby-like F-box protein 3. The transcript has 6 exons. The record is from RefSeq and is a predicted model, not a curated record. Bases 658 to 1878 code for a protein of 406 amino acids. Lineage: Eukaryota; Viridiplantae; Streptophyta; Magnoliopsida; Malpighiales; Euphorbiaceae.